UUGGAGACCCAAGCACGGCAUUCGCACUGCACAUCGGGAUCCACCAACACACCCACGGACAGUCGACGGCUCCUUUAAGAAAAACUAAGUAAGAAAAUAUCACCCCUCCUUCUUCAGAUCUCCACUUGGAUGUUAUUGCAUCAAAGAAAACCUUCACUGGAGUUGCAAGUGAUCGAGGACACGAUGGGGACUGUUUUUGAACAUCUUUACAUGAAUAUCUGAAGAAUUCCAAGUGAGGGAAGAGCGCGACGAGUCAUCAUUAAUUAAGCAACUUGACAACCUCGAUAUUGAUUGACAGCUUGCUUGUUGAGCGAGACUAGAGUAUCAAUGUUUUUUUUCUUUUUCUGUAAGGGGCAUUUUACACCAGUCUCAAGCGUGAAGUCGUAGCCGAGUGUCGCUUGUCUAUGAACGGUCUCCAGGAGAAAGAGAAGGAGCUCUGUACUGGAUUGUGGUGUUUUUAUCUACUGCUGGAUUUAUGCUGGCAGUCUAGCAACCAUCCUCUCUGGAGAGACGAGCACAAUAUUCUUAAUCUUGCAUUUGGAGUUAGGUGUUUAUUUUCCCUCAGCCCUGGCCUCGUAGAAGACGUUUAGAGUCCGAUUGGAAUCGGCGAGAGUGACAGGCCGAUGGCGCAACGGUAUGAAGACCUUCCCCACUAUGGAAUGGACGGAGUAGGGCUGCCCUCGACUAUGUACGGGGACCCUCAUGCAGCGCGCUCCAUGCAGGCGGUUCACCUGAACCACGGGCCCCAGUUCCACUCGCACCAGUACCCGCACUCAACACACGCCAGUGCCAUACCGCCCAGUAUGGGCUCCUCAGUCAACGACGCUAUAAAAAGAGACAAAGAUGCCAUUUACGGGCACCCUCUUUUCCCACUUCUAGCUCUGAUUUUUGAAAAAUGUGAAUUAGCAACUUGCACGCCGAGAGAAACUGGGGUCGCUGGAGGCGACGUGUGUUCCUCCGAGUCUUUUAAUGAGGAUAUAGCAGUAUUUUCAAAACAGAUUCGAUCGGAGAAGCCUAUAUUUUCAUCAAAUCCAGAAAUUGAUAACUUGAUGAUACAAGCAAUUCAAGUAUUACGGUUUCAUCUGCUCGAGCUGGAGAAGGUACACGAGUUAUGCGAUAAUUUCUGUCAUCGAUACAUCAGCUGCUUGAAAGGAAAAAUGCCCAUUGAUUUGGUCAUAGACGACAGGGACGGUGGAAAUAAAUCUGACAGUGAAGAUUUUACAAGAUCGUCUGGGCCUCUUGAUCAGAUCUCGUGGAGCAGAGACCACGAUGACACGGCAUCAGUUCGCUCGGCGGGGACGCCCGGGCCCUCCAGUGGGGGACACACGUCACACAGUGGGGACAACAACAGUGAAGAAGGUGACUGCAUGGACAACGGGGUGGCCUCUCCCAGCACUGGGGACGACGACGACCCUGACAAGGAAAAGAGGGAUCGUCACAACAAGAAGCGAGGCAUCUUCCCUAAAGUGGCCACCAACAUCAUGAGGGCGUGGCUCUUCCAGCACUUAACGCAUCCUUACCCUUCGGAAGAGCAGAAGAAACAACUGGCCCAGGACACAGGGUUAACGAUCCUACAAGUCAACAAUUGGUUCAUCAACGCGAGACGAAGAAUUGUACAGCCCAUGAUCGACCAGUCCAAUAGAGCAGUGACUGGAGGAGGGCCCUACACCCCAGAUGGUCAACCAAUGGGAGGGUUCGUUAUGGACGGCCAGACACACAUGGGAAUCAGACCACCUGGGCCCAUGGGUGGGAUGGGCAUGGGUAUGGGCGUGGAGGGACAGUGGCACUACAUGUGACCCCUUGCGGACUUAGCACAGAGCCCAAAGGGACGCACUCAGAACUGCCAGGUAUUCCCGAGGACGGCGUGUCCCAUGGCGGUUGGAUCAGCACGGAUAUGGGCAUCACUCUGACCUUCACUGGUGCCCCUACCAUCACCUCUACCCUCCCACCAACCAGCCCCACCGCUGGGGCAUGAUCUCUCAGUGUUGCCCCUCCCUCCGUGACUCUUCCGUGACCCAGCGAUAUCAAUUGCGCUGGUGCCCAGCCCAAACUCACCACCAUCACCUGACUGUUUGUCAGUAGGGCUGGUGCCACCCCCCCCCCCCUUUCCAACUUCCCCCAUUUCCUUCAAGUGGUUCAGUCUGAGUAGCCACUGUUGCUGAACCACCAUCGUGACUAUGAGAGGCCUUGGAAACCCUAUCAUGCCUUGUGAAGACUUCUGACAUUGUGAAGACUUCUGACGUUGUGUGGACUUCUGACGUUGUGAAGACUUCUGACGUUGUGAAGACUUCUGACGUUGUGAAGACUUCUGGCGUGGUGAGGACUUCUGACGUUGUGAGGACUUCUGACGUUGUGAGGACCUCUGACGUUGUGAGGACUUCUGACGUUGUGAGGACUUCUGGCGUUGUGAGGACUUCUGGCGUUGUGAGGACUUCUGACGUUGUGUGGACUUCUGACGUGAGGACUUCUGACGUUGUGAGGACUUCUGACGUUGUGAAGACUUCUGACGUUGUGAAGACUUCUGACGUUGUGAGGACUUCUGACGUUCUGAAGACUUCUGACGUUGUGAAGACUUCUGACGUUGUGAGGACUUCUGACGUUGUGAGGACUUCUGACGUUGUGAGGACUUCUGACGUUGUGAGGACUUCCCUUCUGGGGACUACAAUUACUGGAGCUCUCCAGUGGAUACUUCAAUACUCUGUUAAUUCGACCGAUACAAACAAACACUUAGUCCUUCACUUUUCCCUUCUCUGCUGCAUUGCAUGGACAGUUAUAGAUGGUGAAGACACUCUUGUCUUGGCAGUGGACUUGUAAGCAAGAGAAGAAGCCGAUGUCCGUAUUUUACUGGGGGGUCUUUUUAAACAACAAACACCCUGGAAACCAUUCUUCUUUUUUUUUUUUUAAUAAUGAAAUUGUUGUAAUUGUGGAAAAUUACAAUAAGGUGAGGCAAUAGUGUCCUGUUUACAGUUUUACCACAAACUCUCUACGGACGAGUAACGAUAACUAUUGCAAGUGCUCUGGUAUUGCUUUGCCGUACUGUGCUGUUUUUUUAAAAAAGGACUUGACUUGUCUAAUUCACACUAUGUGUGUGAGUCUUUUUUCAUAGACUUUUAUCUCCUACCCCCACGAAUCUCUUUGCGUUUGAAAAUAAAAAAUAAGUUACAGACCCA
Oncorhynchus mykiss (rainbow trout) is the source of this 3170-nucleotide messenger RNA. RefSeq names its product homeobox protein Meis1. Gene Ontology annotation, molecular function: DNA binding. Gene Ontology annotation, biological process: regulation of DNA-templated transcription. Lineage: Eukaryota; Metazoa; Chordata; Actinopteri; Salmoniformes; Salmonidae. The record is from RefSeq and is a predicted model, not a curated record.